UACUUAUAUUUUGCUUCUUCAAUAAUUUAUUAUUGGGUAAUUUAGCUAAUUGUAUUUCAUAUUUGGUUGUCUAAAUUUCUAGCCUUUGAUGAUGAAAACAAUUUUGUUCUAAAGCUUUUUUAAAUUGGUUUCUUUUCUUAAUAUUGUGUUCAAUCAACACCUAUUUAAGUUAUUGUGAACAGUUAUACGUUUCAACACUUAAAAUGAAUAAAAUUGCUCUAUACCAUAUUUUAGAGAAUUACGACGCUCGCGUUCCCGAAGAUCAAGAUCGAGUGUAUAAAGAUGAAUGCUUAUACUCGUUUGAUUCACCAGAUUGUGAAACUGGCCUUUUUAUUUGUUUAAAAACAUUUGGUGGUUUUGGGCGUGAGCAUGUUGAACGCUAUCAUAGAAAAACAGGGUGCUCAGUGUUUUUACAUAUACUUCGAGAUAAAAUAGAGGUUGAAACCAAAAUGACGCAGGUAGGAGAUGCUCCAACUGAACGAAAAAUUACUCGACUAGCUAUUGGAGUAGAUGGUGGAUUUGAUCCAGAUGCUGAAAACAAAAAGUUUAAAACUAUAGAAAACUAUUCUAUUGUAAUUUUACCUUCCUUUGAUUCAAUUCCAUUUGACACUAGUAAUUUGCCAGAAAAAGUCAUUAAUUCUGUAAAAGGUAUUAUAGAAGCUAAAUCGGCUAAUUACUUAGAUGAAUUGAAAAGUUUGUCUAGUACAUGGGAUGGCGAAAUUAGACUUGAAACCAAGUAUGCUGAUAUAGAGCAGUUAAAUAAUGAGAAAAAAAUUGCUCCCAGUGGUUGGAAGUGUGAGUAUCCAGAUUGUGAUAAAGACAAUAAUCUAUGGCUUAAUUUAACUGAUGGUUCAAUUUAUUGUGGUCGUAAAUUUUUUGAUGGAUCCGGCGGAAAUGGUCAUGCUAUUGAGCAUUAUCGUAAAACAAAUUUUCCUUUGGCUGUUAAACUUGGUACAAUUACUAAAGACGGAAAAGGAGAUGUAUACAGUUAUCCAGAACAUGAUAUGGUUGAAAAUCCAAAUCUUAUUCAACAUUUAUCACAUUUUGGUAUUAAUAUUUCUGUUAUGGAAAAGACUGAAAAAUCAAUGGUAGAAUUAGAAUUAGAUUUAAAUCAAAAGUUUGGUGAAUGGGCAACAAUGCAAGAAAGUGGAAGUGAGUUGAAACCAAUUUUUGGUCCAGGUUAUACAGGCAUUCAUAAUUUAGGAAAUUCAUGUUACAUGAAUAGUAUUUUGCAAGUUUUGUUUUCUAUUCCGGAUUUUACUGUUAAGUACUAUGUACGGUCAAUAAAUAUAUUUCAAAAAUGCACAACUAAUCCUGUUGAUAAUUUCAAUGUACAGAUGGCGAAAUUAGCUCAUGGACUAUGUUCAGGAAGGUAUUCAAUGCCACCUCCAGAAGUUAUUGAAGGAAAAAAAAAGUAUUGGCAUCAUGGUAUUAGACCAAAUUCUCUAAAAUUGUUAAUUGGAAAAAAUCAUCCUGAAUUUGCUACAAAAAAACAACAAGAUGCACAGGAAUUUUUUUUGUACUUAUUAUCAUUAAUAGAGCAACAUUCUCAACAAUCUGAAAAUCCAGCUGAAUGUUUUAAAUUUAACAUUGAAGAUCGUUAUCAAUGUACAACGUCAGGACAACUAAAAUACACUUAUAGACCAGAAUACUGUUUGCCAUUAUCUAUUCCACUUGAAAAAACAAUUAAUCACUCAGAAGUAAAUGAAUGGAUGAAAAAACAAGCUGAAAGCAAUAAUAAAAACACAAAUGAAAUAGUUCGACCUUGUAUUAAAUUAUCAUCAUGUUUAGAAUCUUUUGUUCAGUCUGAAAUUAUUGAACAAUUUUUCAAUACUGCGUUAAAUCAAAGAACAACUGCCCAAAAAACUACAAGACUUGCUACAUUUCCUGAUUAUCUUAUGAUACAUUUAAAAAAAUUUACACUUCGUCAUGAUUGGGUGCCUAUUAAAUUAGAUGUAUCUAUUGACAUGCCUGAAGAAUUGGAUAUUAGUCAUUUAAGAGGAAAUGGUCCACAAGAAGGUGAAAUUCUUAUGCCAGAUAUUGCAGAAACUCCAGAUGCUUCAUCAUUUAUGUUUGAUGAAAAUUUAAUAUCUGAGUUGACACAAAUGGGAUUCCCUCCAGAAGCAUGUAAACGUGCAGUAUUUUUCACAAAAAAUCAAGGUUUGAAUGAUGCUUCAAAUUGGCUUAUGAACCAUAUUAGUGAUCCCGAUUUCUCCGAUCCCUUUAUACCACCAGGAACAGAAGUUAAAAAAGAAGAAUUUUUACCUGAUGAAAAAUCUGCUGCUAUGAUUAUGUCAAUGGGUUUUGAACGAAAUCAUGUGAUUUCUGCACUAAAGGCUACUGAAAAUAAUUUGGACCGUGCACUUGAUUGGUUAAUGAGUCAUGGACCAGAAGAAUUAAACUCCAUGGAAACUUCAGAAAGUUCUAAACCAAAAUAUAGGGAUGGUAGAGGAAUGUAUAAAUUAAUUGCUUUUAUAUCUCACAUGGGUAGUUCUUCAAUGGUUGGACAUUAUGUAUGUCAUAUUAAAAAAGAAGGACAAUGGGUCAUAUUCAAUGAUGAAAAGGUAGCAGUUUCUCAAAAUCCCCCUAUUGACUUAGGUUAUUUGUAUGUUUAUGAAAGAAUUAAUUGUUGAAAAUUACUUAUGAUGUUAAAUUAUAAUAA
Messenger RNA from Sipha flava (yellow sugarcane aphid), 2662 nucleotides. RefSeq names its product ubiquitin carboxyl-terminal hydrolase 5 (gene Usp5). Gene Ontology annotation, biological process: protein deubiquitination. The transcript is spliced from 15 exons. NCBI's taxonomy places the organism in Eukaryota, Metazoa, Arthropoda, Insecta, Hemiptera, Aphididae. Gene Ontology annotation, molecular function: protein binding; zinc ion binding; cysteine-type deubiquitinase activity. The record is from RefSeq and is a predicted model, not a curated record. The coding region runs from base 204 to 2633 and encodes 809 amino acids.